AAAGAGUUGUUCAAAAUAACAAAUUAAAAAAGUAAUGGCUAAUGUCCAAGUCACGAACUUUCUAAAAAUGUUCUAAAAGAAAUGCGUUUUAGAAAAACGAAUAAAUCGUUUUCGUGAAAAAGGACAUGUCGUUGAUUAACAAAUAAUCUUAAAGACUUUCUGGUAAUCUCGAUUCAACGUGCAACAAUAUUGUGAUCUCAGAGGUUAUUUAUUGAAGGAUCAUGGGACUGUUAACAUUCGCUGGAAGAAUAGUUCUUGUUGUGGUCAACAUAGUAUUUAUCUUGGUGUCACUGACUUUGAUUAUAGCUGGAUUCAUCAUUAGAUUUGCCCAUGAGUGGCUCAAACCUAGACUCGAUAGUGUCCUCAACAAGAUAGAGAGUACAGUACAAGAGGGAUAUGGGGACGCCGAGUUCAGUACGGAUAAGUUCGAGUUUGGAUCUCUCGUCAGUACACUAUGUUAUAUAAUGAUAGCGGCCGGAGUGGUUCUCCUUGCCAUAUCCUUCCUAGGAUGCUGUGGAGCUUGCUGUUCUUUUACUACCGUCAUGCUCGUGUACUCAAUCAUUUUGAUAGUUAUCCUGCUUGCCCAGGUUGCUGCUAUAAUUCUAGUAUUCGCAAAACCCGAUGUGGUUAAAGACAGAAUGAAAUCUACACUUCAAGAUACAAUGAAAGAUUAUGACGGUAUCAAGGGGACGUCAGUGUCUGCAUUAGGCUGGAACUGGGUGCAACAAGAGUUUGAUUGUUGCGGGGCAGAAGGAUAUGCAGAUUUCGGGGAUAAGGGAAGUCCAUACAAAGAUUCAGGAGUGAAUGACAAUGCAGAUAUGGGUGGUAACACAGGGAAUGUUGGAGCUCCUGUGGCCUGCUGUAAAACAUUGCCUACAGACGAUGGAAAAAGGACGACAUGUGCUGGCAAUGGUGCUCCUCCAACAGAAGCAAACAGCAAUUUAAAUAAAGGUUGCGUUAAUGAGGUUUGGUCCCGUGUCGUUGAAGAAAAUACUUUGAUGUUUGGCAUCGUUGUUGGUAUAUGCUUUUUAAUACAGAUUGUGCUCAUCAUUUUUGCUUGCCUUGUCUUCAAGAACAGAGGAGUUACCGGAGGCUUGAUUUAACACAGGACAAUAAAGUUCUACACAAUCAGCAAAUAUCUGUGAUAAUGUAUAUAUUGUGAUAUGUUACUAUAGUGAUAUAUGUGUGUGAUAUCUGGACAAACUUUACAUUAACCGUAGUCAUGAUUCUCCUUGAUAAAAAAAAAGAUUUAUUUUGUAAAAUACCGGUAUGAAAUCUAUAUCAACAUACCAAUCUUGUUUUGAAAACUUUAAAAAUCAUAGUGUAAUCUAAGCAUACAAAUAUAACUUUGAAGACAUAAGUGAACAUGUACAAUACUUUAUUGAAACACAUACAUUUCCUUAGACGUUAUAUCUCUUUUAAGGAGAAAGUGUUACUUAUAUUU
This is a messenger RNA of Ruditapes philippinarum (Manila clam), 1444 nucleotides long. Its product is annotated as CD63 antigen-like. The record is from RefSeq and is a predicted model, not a curated record. Gene Ontology annotation, cellular component: membrane. The transcript is spliced from 9 exons. The coding region runs from base 222 to 1103 and encodes 293 amino acids. Lineage: Eukaryota; Metazoa; Mollusca; Bivalvia; Venerida; Veneridae.